Messenger RNA from Drosophila kikkawai, 450 nucleotides. RefSeq lists its product as uncharacterized. Lineage: Eukaryota; Metazoa; Arthropoda; Insecta; Diptera; Drosophilidae. The record is from RefSeq and is a predicted model, not a curated record.
AUGCAGUGCCUAUCCUUCAACGAAUCCUUCGCCAUUUUCACCAAGUGUAGGCUCAAUUUACUGGGCAGAGGACGAGCGGGUGCGGAAAUGUAUUUGAAACUCUUACAACUGCCGGUGAACAAUUGUUGGAUUAAUUGGAGCAUAUAUCGUCGCUACAAUGGAUUCCGACCAUUUUUAUAUAAUGUCAGCACGAAUUUCUGCCAGCUCCUGGGAAACUCCAACGUCCUAUCUUUCCAAGGACUCGUUAUCAAUGCCAUUAUGACCAAGUCCAAUUUAAAUCACACUUGUCCCUACGAUCACGACAUCAUUUUGGAUAAUCUGGAGUUUAAUGAUGAAUUCCUGAAAAACCUGCCCUUGCCGCAGGGCAACUACAAAAUAGAACUGCGUUUUGCCACCGACAAGGUCUGGAGGGUUCAGGUUACCAUGUUCUUUGAACGCGAUGAACCUUAG